This is a messenger RNA of Clunio marinus, 1395 nucleotides long. NCBI's taxonomy places the organism in Eukaryota, Metazoa, Arthropoda, Insecta, Diptera, Chironomidae. The record is from the annotation of a GenBank genome assembly.
AUUUUCAAGCAUUUUCUUGCAUCUUUGUUGAAUGAAAAAAUUCAAUUUUACAAAGAUCACUAGCAUCGUUUAUAACCAUGAUAUUAAAAUAUAGUAUAAGAGCUUGUUAUUUAUGAAUGUUAUAAAUAUUGUGUCCAUGACUUUUUUUUUUCUAUUUAAUUAGUCGGAAGUAAUGGAAUUCACAAGUGAAAAUGGAAACAACACUGAUGGAGUAAAAAGUAAAGCCCUCAGUACAACAAACCCUGAGGAUAUGACAAGUCGUGACUACUAUUUCGAUUCAUAUGCGCAUUUCGGCAUUCAUGAAGAGAUGUUAAAAGACGAAGUUCGCACGCUCAGCUAUCGAAAUGCUAUGUAUCAUAAUAAGCAUUUAUUCAAAGGAAAGGUUGUGCUUGACAUCGGUUGCGGAACUGGAAUUCUCAGUAUGUUUGCAGCAAAAGCCGGUGCAUCGAAAGUUAUUGCAAUUGAAUUCUCUAACAUCGCUGAUUAUGCUGUUAAAAUAAUCGAAGCUAAUAACCUCAGCCACAUCAUAACUCUUGUAAAAGGAAAAGUUGAGGAAGUGACCCUUCCAGAUGGAAUCACGAGCGUGGACAUUAUCAUUUCUGAAUGGAUGGGAUAUUGCUUGUUCUAUGAAUCAAUGUUGGACACGGUAUUAUAUGCUCGUGAUAAAUGGCUUGACAAAGAAAAUGGAAUGAUGUUCCCUGACCGGUGCACAUUGUUUGUGACUGCUAUUGAAGAUCGGCAGUACAAAGAUGAAAAAAUUAAUUGGUGGGAUGAAGUGUAUGGUUUUAACAUGUCACAUAUUAGAAAAGUUGCUAUUACCGAGCCUCUUGUGGAUGUUGUCGAUCCAAAACAAAUUGUGACUAACUCUUACAUGAUAAAAGACAUUGAUCUGUAUACUGUCAACAAAAAAGAUUUGGCAUUUUGCAGUCCUUUUCAUCUUACUGUAAAGCGCAAUGACUUUAUUCAGGCCUUGGUCACUUAUUUCAACGUAGAGUUUACAAAAUGCCACAAACGUUUGGGCUUUAGCACAUCGCCAGAAUCUCCAUACACUCACUGGAAACAAACAGUGUUUUACCUGGAUGACUAUAUGACAGCAAAAAAGGGAGAAGAAGUUUAUGGUUCAUUCAGUAUGCAGCCAAAUGAGAAAAAUAAUCGUGAUCUGGAUUUUGGCAUAAAAAUCUCUUUUAACGGAGAGCUGUCACAAAUGGCAGAGGACAACACUUAUCGUAUGCGUUAAAUGACAUAUUUAAGCGUAUGAUGAAGUUUUCGUUUAAUUAUUAAGAAUUUAAAAUGAGCUGUAUUGUGGAAGAGGUCCCAAUUAAUUUAAAAAUGUUCAUUUAAAUUAUCUUCUAAAUAAAUUAAAAACGAUUCUUAUUUAUAGUUUUUUAAUAAAAA